Gastrolobium bilobum is the source of this 1911-nucleotide messenger RNA. RefSeq lists its product as uncharacterized. NCBI's taxonomy places the organism in Eukaryota, Viridiplantae, Streptophyta, Magnoliopsida, Fabales, Fabaceae. Bases 1 to 1911 code for a protein of 636 amino acids. The transcript is spliced from 2 exons. The record is from RefSeq and is a predicted model, not a curated record.
AUGGCAGAAUCGAACCAUGGAUCUGUUAAUGGAGAAAACAUCAAUGGCAAUGGAAAUGGCAACCAUGCUCUAGUUAUGGUGGAUGAAGAGCUUCCCAUUGCUGAAUAUGCUAUUCCAUCACUUGAUGGAGUAAUUCCUGGUAUAGUCCAUCCUGGAGUGGAGGGGAAUUUUGAUCUCAAAUCGGGGAUGAUACAGCUGCUGCAAUCCAUGACUCAAUACCAUGGAUUACCCAAGGAAGAUCCCCACAAGCAUAUUACAAAAUUUAUGAAAAUUUCCUAUACAUUUUCUGUUCAUGGAGUGUCCACAGAUGCCAUGAGAAUGAGGCUAUUUCCUUUCUCUCUAGCUGGGGAAGCAGAAGAAUGGGUAGAAGAUUUUCCUGCACAAUCCAUCACCACGUGGAAGGAGCUUGGAGAAGCCUUCCUUAUGCGGUUUUUCCCACCCACAAAGGUGUGUGAUUUGAGGGAUGACAUCACAGGGUUUAGACAGUAUGUUGAUGAGUCAAUCCAUGAGAGCUGGACUAGAUUUAAGGGGCUGAUUAAAAAGUGUCCUACCCAUGGUCUUCCUAAGUGGGCUACCAUUCAGAUUUUCUAUAGAGGAUUGAGUCACCAAGGCAAAACUCACUUGGAUGCUACUGCCAAUGGAAUGUUUUUAUUAAAAAGGUAUCCAGAGGCUUUUGAGACACUUGAGAGAAUAAGCCAAAACAGCUGCCAAUGGCCUGAACAAAGAGAUGAAGCUCCAAAGAAGGCAGCUAGACUUUAUGAAGUGACUAAAAUAACUUCCAUGGCAGCUGAGAUGGCAGCAAUGCAUAACACUUUCAAGGUUUUAGUCAAGCAAAUGGCUGAGACCAAACAGCAACCACCUGCUCAAGUGGCUGCAACAACACCAAUCUGCUCACUUUGUUAUGGUGCCCAUUUGUUUGAAGAAUGCCCAAGCAACCCUUCUUCAGCCUUCUAUGUUGGUGACUAUAACAGAAACUACAAUAAUAGAGGAAAUUAUAACCAAGACAGAUGGCAGCAACAAGGUGGGAAUUUUGGCCAGAAUCAGGGCCAAAAUUACCAUCAAAAUGUUGGAAAUAGAAAUCAGAAUCAGCCCUUCCAAGGAGGGCAGCAACCUUAUCAGCCAAAAGUCCCAUUUCCACCCGGUUUCAACUCACAAAUGCCUCAAGAUCAGCAAGGGCAAUCUAAUGCAGAAACUCAGCCUCUUCUAAAUGAUCAGUGGUCAAACCGGAUGCUGCAAAAUCAUGAGGCCAUGCUUCAAAAUCAUGGAGCAAUCUUAAAAAGCUUAGAGACACAAAUGGGGCAGAUUGCAUCCUCUCUUACCAAUAGACCGGUGGGAACUCUUCCUAGUGAUACUGAAGCACCAAGAAGAGAGGGAAAGGAAUUUUGUAAGGCUCUCCAUUUGAGAAAUGGAAGAGAGAAAAAAAAUGUUCAACCAAUUGAAGAAGAGGAAGAGCCUAAUGUAAUUGAAGUGCAAGAUUCAGAAAACAACAAGGAGCAAGGUGAUUUGGGCAAAACAGAAAAAUCAGCACCUAAAUCAAAGGAGCCAGCCAAACCUUUACAGCAAAAUGAAAGCAUUUCACCAAGAUCAAGGGCAAGGCAGAUUCCAUUUGCACAAAGGCUUCAAAAACAGAACCAAGAGCAGCACUUUAAGAGGUUCUUAGACAUCCUCAAGCAACUCCAGAUCAACAUUCCAUUUGUGGAGGCCCUUCAACACAUGCCAAGCUACAUCAAAUUCAUGAAGGACAUUCUAUCAAGAAAGAGGAGAAUAGAAGAGUUCGAAACAGUGGCACUUACCAAAGAAUGCAGCAGCAUUGUCUCUACAAAAGUACCUCCUAAAAUGGAGGAUCCAGGUUCUUUUACUAUUCCAUGUGUUAUAGGAGAUAGGUAUAUUGGAGAGCUUUAUGUGACUUAG